Parastagonospora nodorum SN15 is the source of this 408-nucleotide messenger RNA. RefSeq lists its product as hypothetical. Lineage: Eukaryota; Fungi; Ascomycota; Dothideomycetes; Pleosporales; Phaeosphaeriaceae. The transcript has a single exon. The record is from RefSeq and is a predicted model, not a curated record. The coding region runs from base 1 to 408 and encodes 135 amino acids.
AUGUUUCGCUUCCAACCCGCACGCACUCUCCAGCGUCUCACACGCACCGCCCGCCCUUCAGCCCUCACUCCUCGCUUCAUCAGCAUAUCGCCCGCCCGAUUCGCCGCAAAAGAUUCACAAGACAAAGAUUCGCUAAACCCAACAUCGACCGAGUACUCAAAGUCCGGGUCAGAUGACGCAGCCGCCAGCUCAGACGCCGCAUUCAACCCCAAGAAGACCAGCCCUGAAGAAGCCGAGGCCACUGCGGAGAGGGAAGCAGGAGGCAAGGACAACUCUUUGAAUGCAAGCCCAGGUAACAAGGACAUUAGCGAGCCAAACGACCCCGGUGCCGGAGGAGUUGGUGCGCCGAGCAGGAAGGGUAGUGGUGGUGGAAGUGCGCCAAAGAGCGGCGGCGGCUCGAGCGGUUGA